CUCCUUUUUGGGAUAGCUCAAUUUUUUGUAGGAAUUAUGGCAAAUGGAAUCAUUGUAAUGGUGAGUGGCUUUGAGUUUAUCAAGAGGAAAAGGGCCUCUGCAUACGACCUCCUUCUGACCAGUCUCGGAUUCUUCAGGAUUUUUUUGCAAGCAUUAAUAUUUGUGAGUAAUCUGAUAUUUUUCUUCACUCUACAGAUAUUUAUAGGCCAAGAAUCAUUUUUAUUUUUCUUUUUCAUAAAUGAAGUCAACCUUUGGCUGGCUACUUACCUUUCUGUCUUCUACUGUUUGAAGAUUGCCAACAUCGUCCACCCUUUCUUCCUCUGGUUGAAGACGAGGCUCUCUAGGCUUGUGCCAUUGUGGAUUAUGUUGUCACUGCUGUUUUCAUUUGCCAUCUCUGUAGGCCAUGAUCUACUCUACUGGCCAACGGCCAAACAGGAGCUGAAAAGAUUUGGGGCAGGAAAUACUACUGUCAAUAGUAUUUUCCUGUAUCUGUUUCCAGCUCCAGUUCUUGUUCUGGGGUUGAUAGUGCCAUUUUGCAUGUUCAGUGCUGCAUCAUUGCUAUUGCUCUAUUCUCUCUGUAGACACACCAGACAGAUGAGAGGUAUGGCAACUGGCUUCAGAGACCCAAGCACCAAAGCUCAUAUUUGGGCCAUAAUAUCAAUAUUCUCCUUUCUUGUCCUCUAUAUCACCUAUUAUGUUGGGGUAAUGAUAUUACUUUUUGGACCGUCUUCCCAAACACUUGUGUUAUUUUUUUAUUUCUCAUUGGCUGCUUUAUACCCCUCUGCACAUUCCAUCAUCUUAAUUCUAGGAAAUUCAAAGCUGAAGCAUUAUAUAAGAAAGUUUCUGCUCUCUUCCAAGUGCUGUCUAAGAAGAGGUUCAUCGCUAGACUCUACACAAACCCAAUAA
Dromiciops gliroides (monito del monte) is the source of this 906-nucleotide messenger RNA. RefSeq names its product taste receptor type 2 member 1-like. Gene Ontology annotation, molecular function: bitter taste receptor activity; G protein-coupled receptor activity. The transcript has a single exon. Gene Ontology annotation, cellular component: membrane. Gene Ontology annotation, biological process: G protein-coupled receptor signaling pathway; detection of chemical stimulus involved in sensory perception of bitter taste; sensory perception of taste. The record is from RefSeq and is a predicted model, not a curated record. Lineage: Eukaryota; Metazoa; Chordata; Mammalia; Microbiotheria; Microbiotheriidae. Bases 37 to 906 code for a protein of 289 amino acids.